UCCCUCAUAUAUAUCACUAAUCCAAGCAACCAUAAACUUUAAGAAGCGUACUUAGAAAAAGAAUACAUGCUAAUCUUAAGCCGAACUUCUAGGCCAAUAUUCAUAAUAUACCAAAGUCUCUCUAUAUAUUUUCUUCAAUGCAUGCAACCUUUCCAUCAAUCAAUAUAGCAAAGUAACAAAAGAUGGCUAGAGGAAAGUGGAGUAUCUUGGUGGCCUUCUUUGUCUUACUUAUCUCCAUGGAAGCUUCCAUUGCUCAAGGACAAGGAAAUGGCAAUGGUAACGGUAACAAUGGGAACGGUAAUGGUAAUGGGAACGGUAACAAUGGGAACGGUAAUGGUAAUGGUAAAGGUAACAACGGUAAUGGUAAUGGUAACAACGGGAAAGGAAAGGAGAAGGCGAAAGAACCCAAAAGGAAGACACCGAAAGAUGAUGAAUCAGCGAUGUCUGAAAAGUUGCCAGCUCUGCAGUCGGGACAGGAGCGAGCAUUCUGCAAAGCGAAAAAUACUUGUCAAUUCAAGACACUUGUAUGUCCUGAAGAAUGCAAGGUCAGGAAGCCAAAGAAGAACAAGAAGGGUAAAGGUUGUUUCCUUGACUGCAGCAGCAAAUGUGAAGCCACUUGCAAGGUUAGAAGAGCAAACUGUAAUGGCUUUGGUUCAUUGUGCUAUGAUCCUCGCUUUGUUGGUGGUGACGGUGUGAUGUUCUACUUCCACGGAGCCACGGGAGGAAAUUUUGCGAUAGUUUCAGACGACGAAUUCCAAAUCAAUGCGCACUUCAUUGGUACUCGACCUCAGGGAAGGACACGCGACUAUACAUGGGUGCAAGCACUUUCUGUCAUGUUCGACGCGCACACUCUUGUUAUUGCAGCCAAUAGAGUAACUCAAUGGAAUGACAAUGUUGACUCUCUUACCGUGAAAUGGGACGGCGAAUUAGUAACCAUUCCUACUGACGACGACGCGGAAUGGAAGACUAAUGGAGAUGAAAGGGAAGUGGCUGUGGAGAGAACAGAUGAUAAAAACAGUGUUAGAGUCACAGUUUCUGGUUUACUUGAAAUGGACAUAAGGGUAAGGCCUAUUGGAGAAAAAGAAAACAAAGCUCAUAAUUACCAAUUGCCAUCAAAUGAUGCUUUUGCUCAUUUGGAGACACAGUUCAAGUUUAAAAAUCCUACUGAUUUUAUUGAAGGAGUUUUGGGUCAAACUUAUAGGCCAAGUUAUGUUAGUCCUGUAAAGAGAGGUGUUGCUAUGCCAAUGAUGGGAGGAGAAGACAAGUACCAAACUCCAUCCCUCUUUUCAACAUCCUGCAAACUCUGUAGGUUCCAGAGGCCUUCUUCUAGCCAAGGACUGGUUGCUCAAUAUUGAUCAUAUCACGGAUCGUGAAAAAUAAAAGUGAUGCCCUGUGAUUGAAUCGGUGAUGUUUUUUUUUGGUUUUGUUGUGUUGUAAUGUUUCCAGAUAAAUAAGGGCCUAAAAUGUUGCCCAUGAUCCAUAUUUUCGUCGAAAUUUGUACUGAAUAAUUUAUUUUGAUCUUUUGUUAAAGUGAUUAUAUCUUUA
Lathyrus oleraceus (garden pea) is the source of this 1545-nucleotide messenger RNA. RefSeq lists its product as uncharacterized. The transcript is spliced from 2 exons. Bases 183 to 1355 code for a protein of 390 amino acids. The record is from RefSeq and is a predicted model, not a curated record. NCBI's taxonomy places the organism in Eukaryota, Viridiplantae, Streptophyta, Magnoliopsida, Fabales, Fabaceae.